Molecule: messenger RNA, 434 nt
Organism: Saprolegnia parasitica CBS 223.65
Lineage: Eukaryota; Oomycota; Saprolegniomycetes; Saprolegniales; Saprolegniaceae
Exons: 2
Coding region: 40-393 (117 amino acids)
Source: RefSeq, a predicted model, not a curated record
GUUUUAAACAGAUUGCACAGCGACAAGCCAAGGUACAGCAUGCAGAGUCCAGCGUCGGUGGCGUCGCCGCGCAGCAGCAGCUGGGCGCACCUCUCGUCUCCAGCGUCGUCGUCGUCGGAUGCGCCAUCGUCGGUCGUCAGCGAGGACAGCUGCGCCGGCGGCCACUGGACCCACGGACCGCCAACGCUGGACCCCACCUACUACUGCCUCGAGCCUCCUCCGAAUGCACGUACGCGCUACGAUACUCUGUUAGCGCAGAUGGAGGCCAUGUGCGCGCUCAAGGCGGCGGGCGCCUCGCGCGAGUCGCUUCUGCACGCUGCCCAUGCGAUGCUGGCGAGCACGCCUGCGCUGCGCAGAGCCGCGGCGCGCUUGCGACAAGGCGAGCAGCAGUGAAGUACUCCACGUGGCAUAAAGGUAAAACACGGAUCGAACGC